AUGGUUCUACAACCUUUGCACCACUUCAACUACCUAUCAGACGCGAACCACUUCAUGACCAAAAUCUGGAUGGCCUAUAACCACUGGUUCCAAGUACCCAAAGACAAGUUCAAAGAAAUUUCGACCGUUGGAAUCAAAUUAGAAGCUGCUAUUGCGGUAAUGGACGAUUUGGUGGACAAUUCGGUACUGCGUGCACGCAUCCCAACGUCCCAUUUGGUCUACGGAAGGUCCAGAACGAUUUACUCGAGCAUUUUUGGUACCAUUUCAGCAUUGACGAAAUUCGAUGACCCUAGGGUUAUGGAUGUAUUUAUUGCGAUGGGUGCAAAGCUGUGUUACGGGCAGGCCGUGGAAAUAUACUUUGCUAAAAAUGGGAUAUGCCCAACAGAAGACGACUACCAGAAAAUUGUCUUCAACAAAACAACUUCAGUUCUUUCGUUGUCGCUAACGGUGCAGCAAAUCUUCGCUACCCGGCUUAAGGGGGUCAAUUUUGACCUAUUCCUGGACCGAAUCGGACUCUUUUUCCAAAUUUGCAACGACUACAUCAGUCUGGGAUCUCGUAAAUACGCAGAGCUUAAAGUUUUCGGGGACGACAUAACAGAGGGGGUGUUUACUUUUCCGAUGAUACAUGGUAUAAGGGCGCGUCCUGAGGACCACCGCCUUAUGGACAUCCUGAAGCAAAGAACUUCUGAUUAUGAGGUGAAAGUACGCUUUGUUAAGUUGUUGGAAGAAUUUGGAAGCUUGGACUACACAUUACGAAGUUUGAAGAAAUUGAAGAGCGAAUGUGUAGAAGAAAUGAAAAAAAUUGCAGUGAAUCUGGAAAUGGAGAAAAUUCUGGAUGAUGCGUUGAAUUAUAUGGAAGAUGUUGUGAUGUAACACUGAGGUUUAUUUUUCCAGAAG
This is a messenger RNA of Zophobas morio, 897 nucleotides long. Its product is annotated as terpene synthase-like. Gene Ontology annotation, molecular function: prenyltransferase activity. NCBI's taxonomy places the organism in Eukaryota, Metazoa, Arthropoda, Insecta, Coleoptera, Tenebrionidae. The coding region runs from base 1 to 873 and encodes 290 amino acids. The transcript has 6 exons. Gene Ontology annotation, biological process: isoprenoid biosynthetic process. The record is from RefSeq and is a predicted model, not a curated record.